AUGUCCUCUGAUCCGGUUGUGGACAGUGUUUCCGAGCUGCUCCAAGAGCUCGAGGCGACCGAGUAUGCGCCCCCGACGUACGAGGCGAUGAAGAAGCACCUCAGCACCACCAAGGUUGAGCUGUCGCGCGAGGAAGGAAAGCUCAAGAAACUUGAGUUCAAGGAUUGGGAAGACAUCAAGAACCGGACGACGAAGCGGCUCUUUGUGAAAGUGAAGCACAUGGGCUCGCACAAGGAGAAGCUGGACGCAAUGGAAGAGAAGGAGGAGCGGGAGUACGUCGAGGCGUUCGGGAAGGAGCAGGACUCGCGUGCCAAGAUCUCCGAACUGCAGUCGCAGAUCAAGGAUCUCGAGCAGCAGCUGAAGGCGCUGGAACCGUAUGUCGCGCAGAACCAGCGCCUGCAGCGACAACUGGCGGCACUGUACAAGCGUGUCUUUGACGGCCCCACGCCACAGUAUCCGCAGGAAGACGCGGCCGAGAACAAGUACCAUGCGGCCGAGAAGAGACAGCGCGAGCUGCUCGAGCACCAGACCAACUUGCGGCGCGCGAAUCAGCUCGUCCAGCGCGCCACCAUGCUGAUUACGUCCGCACAGAGGAGUGCGCGAGAGGCGCAGAGCGCAUCCCAGUGGGAUAUGUGGGGCGGCGGCCGCAUGGCGGACUACAUGGAGCGAUCAGCGCUGGGACAGGCGCAGAACUGUAUCGACCAAGCGCGCAUGACCUGGGAGCAGGCGAGGCAGUACGUGCCGGAGCUCGCGCCGUUCCCGCAAACCACAAUGCCGAUGGGCAACCUCUUCGGCGACGUCUUCUUCGACAACAUCUGGAGCGACAUGGCCUUCCACCAGAAGAUCAUGGACGCCUCGCGGCGUCUGGACGCCGUCGCUGCCGCGAUCGCAGACGGCGCCAGACGAGUCAACGCACGCACAGGCGAGGCGGAGCAGCUGGCCCAAGGAGCGGGGAGGGAGCUGGACGCGGCACGCAAGCAGCUCGACGGCGUGCGCCGGGAAAUCUUCGAACGGGCUGCAAACCCGGCACCUCAGUAUAGUGCUGCACCGCCGCAGCCGCAGACGACCGAGUUCGCCCCGCCCUCUGGCCCGCCGCCGCAGGGCGGUGGCUUUGCGCCGCCCGAUGGUCCGCCGCCCCCGAGCGGACUUGGAGCGCAGAGGACGCCAAGCGCCCCGCCGCCGGAGUACAGGCCGUAG
Molecule: messenger RNA, 1197 nt
Organism: Trichosporon asahii var. asahii CBS 2479
Lineage: Eukaryota; Fungi; Basidiomycota; Tremellomycetes; Trichosporonales; Trichosporonaceae
Exons: 4
Coding region: 1-1197 (398 amino acids)
Source: RefSeq, a predicted model, not a curated record